Messenger RNA from Ictalurus punctatus (channel catfish), 2709 nucleotides. RefSeq names its product fibrinogen silencer-binding protein (gene fsbp). NCBI's taxonomy places the organism in Eukaryota, Metazoa, Chordata, Actinopteri, Siluriformes, Ictaluridae. The transcript is spliced from 2 exons. Bases 1554 to 2525 code for a protein of 323 amino acids. The record is from RefSeq and is a predicted model, not a curated record.
AUAUUUCCAAAUGAUCUCGGGCUUAAACGUCUGGGAGAGUUUGGAGCGUUCACAAACAUCAUUAUUUAUUAGUGAUUUCACACUUGUCUGUUUUUAGCACUCAUAAUUCUCACUAGCUCUCAAGCUACCGCGCGCGCGCGUGUGUGUAUAUAAUAUGUAGAUGUUUUGUAAUCGAUAUUUCAUACGUAUAUUUAUUUAUGACGCACAUAAACAGGUGGAUCAUUGUAAAUGUGUUUCUGAUUUAUUGUGGUCGUCAGGCACUGCGUAUUAAACACAACAUGCUCAUUAGAAAGCUGAAUUCGGUUCUCAUAGCACACUUUAUCACCCUGCUUUAUUUCUAAUGAUUCACCCACCGCAAAUCAGAUGGAACAGUGCAGUAUUUACGAGGGUUGGUCUAUAAAUGGUGUUUUGUUAAUCAUUAUGGAGCGUGCUCCUUGUGGAUCUUCCGACACUGUUCAGAGUCCAGCUCUUAUCGCCGACGCUAAGCUCGGUUGUAGAGAAGGGUUAGUACAGGGAAACGUUGUAGACAGAUAUGGCAGUCAGAUCGAGUCCGAUUUAAGGCUUUCCGAACAUGUCCGUGCUUGAAAGUCUAACGCUGUAAUCCAGUACAAACCUAACUUUUGUGCCGAACUGUCCUGGCUCCGGUCUGGACAUGAACUGGUGUGCCCGCCCCGUGAAGGAAAUGAACCAAUCAGCACGCGCGGAGCAUAUGAUUGACAUCCCAAUGAUCAGUUGCCAGUGAGCAGAUCUCAAAGCAGAGCUCAAGCACCAGAAGCGGUCUCCCGAGACGUCCUCUAGAAAUUAGACGCAACUGGUGUUUCUCUUGGACACGCCGCAGUUACAGUCGUCUCACAAUCAUGUCCCGAGGGAAAUAUUGGAUUAUGAAAUCGAAUAAUUCUCGCAUGGAGUUUCAAAAGCUUUAUUAAAGCGGUUCCUGGCUGCGUCCCAACGCGCAUACUACCGCACUAAACAGUACACCCGCAGAAUACAGCACAAAGCAUGGUUGCUUGAAAACUACCGUACUGAACAGUGUACAGUGUUAACAUUGGGUUUAUCCGCUUGUCCACUAAAACAAUUGGCAGUUGAAAGUGCAACGCAUUUUGUCUUGAUUUUUAAGCCUUUAUUUAGUUCUUUGCAAUCAAAUGCAAAUUUUAUAUUGACAUUUUCCUUGCCCUAGGAGAUACCCAUUAUUUUUCUGUUGUAAUGCAGUUGGGUUUGUUAUGUAGGUCAGGCCCGGCUUAAGCAGCUUUACUGAACCUGCGUCAGCUUAAGCUGAAAGGAAUUUGAGCAGAGCCCUCCCCUAUAGGCGUGGGCCUAAUCGAGGCUGGCCUAGUUAAGCCUGAUUUUUUUCCCCCUCACGUUUGUCAGCGUGGAGAGUGUGUGUGGCUGUGUAACAAAACCAGCACAGGAACUCUUGCACGUGCAAGUGUUUUCAAGAGAAAGACAAAGAGACAGAUAGUCCAGGGCAAAAAGCCAGGGAGAAGAGACUUAGUGGAAAGAGGUGAGGAAAAGAAGCAGAGCCUAAGAGCAACCAGGACCAGCUUAGAACCAAGAUGUCUGCUUUGUUUAUGACUAGCAGCAUGGUGGGCAAGGCACGCUCUUCGAACUUUACUCUGUCUGAGAAACUGGACCUGCUCCGCCUGGUUCAGCCGCACAUCCGCAUUUUGGAGGAGCACACAAACAAGCAUGCCGUGAUUGUGGACAAGAACCGGUGCUGGGAGAACAUAGCCGAACGCUACAACAAACUGGGAGGAGAGAGGCCGCCCCGGACAGCCCAGGGGCUCCGGACCCUGUACAAACGUCUCAAAGAGAGUGCUAAACAAGAAGUGGUCCAGCGGAGCCACGCCCAGCCUGAGUAUCGGGGCAGCAUCUCAGAACCAACCAAACGGAUCAUGGAGAUGAUCCCGCAUCUAUUUCAUGCAGGGGACAAAGAGCACAGCACACUCCACAGGCUGCAAUACAGGAUGAACUCUCCAGUCGAGCAACCCGGCAGCAGUUCGUCUCUUCCUGCCAUGCUGGACUACACACCUGUGGCCAGAGCGGUGAGGGUGGAGUCAGAGGAUGUCAAACCUCCACCUGAUCUCCAAAUAGUAGUCCCGCACGAUUCGCCUGUAACAUUAACAACUCCUCACAGUCAGGAGCCCAUUGCUCAGACUGAGAAUGAAGUUGAGGAGGAGGAAGAGGAAGAAGAACUAGUCUCUAAUGUUUACGCAGCCUCCCUCUCACCCUGCCCCUCCUCUGUGCAUCUCCCUCCAUCACCUUCAGCACCCACGUCCAGACGCAGUCUGUACGAAAGGGGCGGUGUUUUGUUUAGAAACCCUGCACUGGAGGCAGAGUCUUUGCAGAUGAUGCGAGAGGAGCAUGAGCUUUUACUGGCCAACCACAGGAAGCUUGGACAAUACCUAGACGAGAGAAGAGAGGGGCUAAAAAGAAAGCAACAGUUGGAGGAGGAGCUCUUGAGGUCAAAGGUCAAAGUGGAGAAACUUAGGGCUGCACGGCUACGCCACGGACUGCCACUAAUGUAACAAACUCGCUGAAAGUAAUGUAAAGACAGUAACACUGCUGGCGUGUACAGUUUUACAAAUGACUCUUUUAUUUGAUUGACUUUUUCUGUCUGUAGAAGAAGUACAUGUCUUAUCUAUCUGUGAAUAUGAGACAGACAUGAUUGUAUUUUGUUGCAAUAAUAAAGCAAUAAUUUUUGGUUUUAUA